Messenger RNA from Fusarium tjaetaba, 2856 nucleotides. RefSeq lists its product as uncharacterized. The transcript has a single exon. The record is from RefSeq and is a predicted model, not a curated record. Lineage: Eukaryota; Fungi; Ascomycota; Sordariomycetes; Hypocreales; Nectriaceae. Bases 1 to 2856 code for a protein of 951 amino acids.
AUGCGUUCUUCUUUUGCUUUGGUAGGCCUGACUCUCCUGUGCAACUUCAAUGUUGCCUUCGCAGGCCCAUGCAAGCCCCAUGGUACGACCGGUCAUACUGAAGCAACAGUGACGACAGCUGCCCCGACCACAUCGCAGACAAAGGGACCCGUUGUUGUCAAGAACGUGAUUGGUAACGGAAACUUUGCCGUCAGAGACCCCGCCAACCCAAGCAACAUCCCGAACUACGUCGUCGAAGGCCAGGGUCAGAUUGUCGAGAACAAGGGCUAUACCGGCGACGGCAGCAAAGAGAAGGGCUGUGUUGAGAUGCAAGCUGCUAAUACCCCUACUGGACGCAAGCGAGCGAUUGGAAACAUCGUCAGCAUUUCUCAACAGCUUGACUCCCUCGACAUCAAGAAGAAGUACACUAUUCGCUUCUUUUAUGCUGUGGUUACUGCUAGCCAGAUCAACGUCUGCACGCUAAGCGCGUCCAUCGCCGGCCAUGUCUUCUAUACAUCGACGAUCCUUAGUAUCGGAACGGCUAUUGACUGGAAUACUGUUCUUGAGCAAACCGAUGUUCCCAACGCACAAGGUGCCUUUUCAGUGUCGGUCAAUUGUCCGAUUGGUGGAAUUGCGGCUAUUUAUGUCGAUUCGAUCUUUAUGUCUAACCAGGUCACUCCUGAGACGAUCGAUGAUGUAGCGAUUGACUUUGGUGAUGGAGAUGUCGCUACUACUACCAGUAGUUUACCGGCUGGAUCUUCGACCUCCAACACGCCAAGCAGUGACGAGAGCACCAAGUCUUCCACGGAAACUGCGCACCCGACCACUAGUCUUUCCUUGGGUCCUGCUACUGAGACUUUCCAUCCAUCAACCAAGUCUUUUACUACUGUGUCUUUCAUUGGUAGUGAGACCACCGUCAGUCAGGAGCCAAGUACCGCGAAUGAGUUCACCGUCCCGACUCUGAACCCAUCUACAGCAUCAGAGAAGCAGUUCACGACUGUUACUCUGGACCCAACCACGAGCGCCUUCCAUCCUUCGACCGCGAAUGAGUUCACUGUCCCUACAUUGGAUCCAUCUACAAAGCAGUUCACAACCCUCACCUUUGACCCACCCACAAGCGCCCUACAACCUUCAACUGCAAGUGAGAUCACCGUCGAUACCGAAAGCUCCUUGCCAACUGGCUCGCGUGUCUGCCCCGUAGGAGCCCCUCCACCAGGAUACUGCACCCCUGUCCAGCCAGAAGUAUCCCAGACAGUGUCCUUGCCCGGCAUUCAACAAGUCGAUGACAAUGACCAGCCCACCGCCCCAAGAGCCUGCUGGGCUUUUGGAAAGGCCAAGCGAGGUACAUGGGGUCAAACAAGGUCAAGCCACCCUAGGCAAAACUCCAUCGCGGACUGCGCUUUGAUGUGCAAACAAGUAGGGGAUGCUUGCAAGGCCUUUGCGCUGGGCACCUUGGGCUCGGAGCCUAGCUGCUGGAUGCUUGGCGACACACUCGGCGUCGCUGGUAUUGAUAUAAACGCACAAGACUCUUUGAUGUGGAAUGAUUAUGAUUGCUUUGAGUGUCAUGACUGUGACAUCAGGAACCCAGCGGAUGUUGAGACUUCCAUCUUGGCACCUUCAACCACCUCUCUUCCAGCGAUCGAAACUACAUCCACUUCUCCCUCCAUUCCCACCCUCUGCCCCAACUGCCAUCUGAAGAGCUCACCAUCGUUAGACCUCGUCUGUGAGAAGAUUGGUAACCUCGGCACCGUUGAUCUCGCGCCUUAUGCCAACAACGAUUUCGACAAGGCCACUAUGCAGACAAACUCGGAACAGUGUGCGACUAUCUGUUAUCAGCUCGACGGCUGUGCUGCCUCAGCUCACGAUGCCGCGCGUGGACGAUGCGCCUUUACCAAUGUCGCUAUGACGAGCAGCGCAUUUGUGGAAGCACAGAAUGUGAACGCCCAUGAUUUCAUACUUCCAUGGAGUUCCCAGGGCUGCUGGUCUUGCUCCAACGAUUGUUCAGCUCAGCAUGAUACCACCAGCCAGGUUCCUAGCUCUACUGAACAUACCGUCGAGUCCACGACAAUGAUUCCAACACGUACUGAACCUCUCACAACCUUUAGCUCCUCUUACAUCCCAACAAUCACUGAGUCUUCGAUGCCUCAGUGUACCCUUGCUCUAUCCGAUGGAUGCACCUUUGAUCAGAACGACUAUGACUACCAAAACUGCAAUCCACAGGGAACUAUGAGGAACACCUUUACACUUGAAGAGAAUGAGUACCCAUGGCAAGAAGGUGCCAACAGUUACCAGAACUGCGUAGCCCUGUGCAACCAGAUGCCUCACCGCUGCAAGUCUUCAGCAUGGGAUCAGAACCAACAAGCCUGUGUCUUCUCCUCCAGCUCCGUCUUCUCCUCCGCCUUCACCCCUGGCAACAGUGGCGACCAGGACACAACGUGGAGUGAGCAAAGCUGCUUCAAAUGCUUCUGCCACGACCAAGACCGCGAUGCAUACUCUGCUUCGUUGAGAACGUCUCUUCCUACAGCGACUUGCGCCCCCAGCAUCACGAGUGAGGAAGCUGUUUGCUCGCUCAAGCAGGUUGACAACGGUGAUUUGGUCUGCCAACAUCAGGGUUACUUCCCGUGGCAGUGGGAUGAGGCGCCUUCCAAGUUUCCCAACCAGGAUUCGGAGGAGCGUUGUGCGGCUCUUUGUAACUCGAACCCUGACUGCCAAGCAUCGGGCUGGUCUGAGGAGUAUGGCAAAUGCGCUAUUGGAGUCUGGCAGCUUAAGGGCAUCAGCUGGCAGCAGUUUGGUGAUACGAAGUUGAGCUGGAGUGACAAGGGUUGUUGGGACUGCUCUGACUGCAUCAAGAGUCAGAAAUGGCGUAUUUGGAACUAG